Messenger RNA from Symbiodinium necroappetens, 8187 nucleotides. The record is from the annotation of a GenBank genome assembly. NCBI's taxonomy places the organism in Eukaryota, Dinophyceae, Suessiales, Symbiodiniaceae.
AUGGACGGCGUUCGUGCCUACAACACCCCCGCCGGUCCCUGCAUCUUCCGUCUUGAAGAGCAUACCCAGCGUUUAUUCAACUCAGCCCAUAUCCUGGGUAUGAAGAUGCCCUACACCCAGGCGCAGGUGAGCGCAGCCCAGCGCGAGGUCUUUAAGGCCAAUGAACUGGAUGAAGGAUAUCUGCGGCCCAUGGCCUUUCUGGGUAGUGAAGGCAUGGGUUUGCGUGCUGAAGGGUUACAGGUGCACUUGAGUAUUGCCGCCUGGCCCUGGCCGAACUACAUGGAUGCGGACGCCACAGAGAAAGGCAUUAAAGUGCGUACGUCUUCAUUCACCCGGCACCAUGUCAAUAUCACCAUGUGCAAAGCCAAAUCCAAUGGUAACUACACCAAUUCAAUUCUGGCGCUGCAGGAAGCCCUGCAAUCCGGAUGUGAUGAAGCCCUGCUGCUCGAUAACGAAGGUUAUGUGGCCGAGGGCAGUGGUGAAAAUAUAUUCCUGGUGAAAAAUGGCGAGCUACACACGCCAGAGCUCACCUCCUGUCUGGCAGGUAUCACCCGUGAUACGAUUUUUGCUCUGGCUGCAGAGCAAGGCCUGAAAAUACACGAGCGCCGCAUCACUCGAGAUGAGGUCUACAUUGCGGACGAAGCGUUCUUUACCGGCACCGCUGCGGAAGUGCUGCCCAUCCGCUCCCUCGAUAACCGCACCAUUGGUUCCGGCGAACGUGGUCCAAUUACCGAGCAGUUGCAAAGCAUUUAUUUUGACCAGGUGGGCCAUGGGCAAUGGCAGUUGGGUCGACGUCGACAGGCAGCGGAGCGGUUGCGCCAGAUCGGAUUUGAUUGUGCCUACGUGCUGCCCAAUAGCUGGAAAUCUGCGCUUGUGCCUUUCCUGGCACGCAUUCCGGAACGCAUCGGUUGGCGCGGCGAAGCCAGGUUCGGUUUGCUCAAUCGCCAGCUUUUGCUGGAUAAAGACGCUUAUCCGUUGAUGAUCGAGCGGUUUAUGGCGUUGGCCAGCGAUACCUGGCAACUGCCUGAACAGCCGUACCCCUUGCCUCGCCUGGUGGUAGAUGAAGAAAAUCUGCAACGUUGUCUGCAGGCCUUUGCGCUGCAGCCCGACAAUGUCGCCAUCCUGUGUCCUGGUGCCGAAUUCGGCGAAGCCAAAAAGUGGCCUGGUGAGCACUAUGCGGAAGUCGCCAGGCAGCUGUUGGACAACGGCCAACAGGUCUGGCUGUUAGGAUCGCCAAAAGAUGUGGACGAUUGUGCCGCGAUUGCGCAGUUGGCGCCGGGGGUUGAAAACCUGGCCGGUCAUACCUCGCUGGUGGAUGCCAUAGAUCUCUUGUCAGUUGCUGAACAGGUCAUCUGUAACGACUCUGGUUUGAUGCACGUCGCCUGCGCGUUGGGUAAACCCACAAUGGGUAUCUUCGGUUCAACAUCAGCAGAAUUCACGCCGCCGCUUGGGCCGCAGGUGAUCGCCCGCAUGGGUGAAUUUGAUGCUGCAGCACACGGCAUUACUUUUGACUGGGUGGUGGAAGAAGCGUUUGCAGAUAUCCCCGCAUUACAUCCCGCGGUGCGUCAGGUGAUCCCUAUUGCCUGGCGGCGCUGGCGCAAAAAUCUCAAAGCCAGUGGGGCGGAAAUGUCAGCGUUUCGCGAAACACUUGCCAGCAACACCUACGACCUGGUGAUCGAUUCCCAGGGGUUGAUCAAAAGCGCGUUGGUCAGCGUGUUAAACCGCGCGGUCAAACAUGGCUUUUCGCAUACCUGUGCGCGGGAGCCCUGGGCUGCUUUUUUCUAUGGCAAAGGUCACCGCGUUGAGCGUGGCCAGCACGCGAUUGAUCGACAGCGCCAGUUGUUUGCUGCGGCCCUUGGCUAUAGCUAUAACCCGGACGAAUUGCCCGACAUCGGCGCAACUGUUCAGCCUAACGAACGCAAUAACCAGGUGUUCCUGUUACACGGCACAACCUGGGCGACCAAACAUUGGCCGCCGAUAAUGUGGCAGGCGCUUGCACAGCAGGUAAGUGCUGCGGGGUACGAGCCAGUGCUCACCUGGGGUGACGAUGUCGAACGGCAGCGUGCCCGGCAGAUCACCGAGGCCAGUGGCGCUCGCCUGCAGGAUCGCACCGCUCUGAAACUGCUUGCACCACAACUGGCACAAAGCGCCGGGGUCAUUGGUGUGGAUUCAGGUUCUGCAGUCGAGCUUUGCCUGUGCGCAAGAUCUGAUGAGGCAGAGCUGAUGCGCUUUGCUUUCUGCAUUUUCAAGUAUUUCCCCUACGGCGGCAUUCAGCGCGACAUGAUGAAAAUGUUGAACGAAUGUAAACGGCGUGGCCACGAGGUCAAAAUAUUUACCCUGCGCUGGCAGGCACCCAUUGAUCCUGACCUUGAGCUUGAAGUAAUCCCCAUAUCGGGGCUGGCACGCCACCGCCAGUACGAGCGAUUUGCCGAAGCCGUGAAUAAAGCGGUAGCUGCUGACAAUUUUGAUCUGGUUCUUGGCUUUAACAAAAUGCCGGGGCUGGAUGUCUACUACGCCGGUGAUUCCUGUUACAUAGAAAAAGCCUUCUCCCAGCGCAGUGCCGUCUAUCGUCUGUUGCCUCGCUUCAAAAGUUUUGUGGCUGCCGAGCGGGCCGUGUUUGAAGCCGCAAGUAAUACUGAAAUUCUCACCAUUUCCAAUGUUGAGGUACCCCUUUAUCGACAGCACUAUCGAACUCCGGCUGAGCGGUUUCACCCGCUGCCACCGGGUAUUGAACGGGAUCGGGUAGCCCCGGAUAACGUCACCGAAAUUCGUGCGGAGUUUCGCCGGGAAUUUGGUCUGACCGAAGAUCAUCUGGUCAUUCUAUUUAUAGGCUCAGGGUUCAUAAAGAAAGGUCUGGACCGCGCGCUGCUGUCGGUGGCUGCGUUGCCUGCCGAGUUACGUGAUCGCGUGCGUAUGUAUGUGAUCGGGCGCGAUAAAAGUGAUGCUUUUGAACGCAUGAGUAUGCGCCUGGGGCUGUCUUCCCAGGUUACCUUCUUUGCCGAAGGGCGUGACGACGUACCGCGCUUUCUGUUUUCCGCGGACGCACUGCUGCAUCCCGCUUACGACGAAACAGCGGGCAUGGUCAUCAUUGAAGCGAUGUUGGCGGGGCUGCCCGCCCUGGUAACACGUAAUUGUGGUUACGCUAAACACCUUAGCGAGACGAACACGGGUAUUGUUUUGCCGCUGCCAUUCUCCCAGAUCGCGCUGAAUGAGGCGCUGGUGGAAUUGUUGACGUCUCCUGAGCGUAGUACCUGGCGGGCCAAUGGUCUGGCCGCGAAGUAUCAGAGCACGUUGUUUGAACUUGUGCCUAAAGCGGUGGAUCAUCUUGAGCGGUUUGCCCGCGGCAGUCGGCCGCUGCUGGUAUUUGUGCUGUUUCGCUAUUUUGCUUAUGGCGGCCUGCAACGGGACUUUAUGCGUAUAGCACAUGAAGCUUAUCGUCGCGGCUAUGACAUUCUUAUUUACGCGACAGCCUGGGAAGGUGAACGCCCCGAGCACUUUCAGGUGGUGAUCAUCGAUGCGCCCGGGGUGUCUAACCACAGUCGCUAUCUGAGCUUUUCUGAACGCAUGCACGAAGAUGCCCGCUGGCGCCAGCCCGCCGCGAUUGUGGGUUUCAACCGUAUGCCGGGAUUGGAUGUCUAUUAUGCAGCGGACUCCUGUUUUGAGCACAAAGCCCGCAACAUGCGUACCGCCAUGUAUCGCCGCACGGAACGUUAUCGGGUCAUGUCAGCGUUUGAGCGGGCUGUGUUUGGCGACCAGUCAGAUACUGAUAUCAUGCUGAUAGCGCAGAGCCAGCGCGAACAGUUCCAGCGCUGCUAUCAAACGCCAGAUGAACGUUUGACCAUGUUACCGCCGGGUGUCAGCAAAGACCGCAUGCGCGGUGACCACUGGCAGUUGCAGCGACAGGCGGUGCGUGCGGAGUUUGGCAUCGGUGAUGAUGAAAAUCUGUUACUGCUGGUGGGCAGCGGGUUUGUCACCAAAGGCCUUGAUCGCGCCUUAGUGCUGUUGUCGAGUUUGCCCGCGUCGUUGCAGAGUUGUACCAAACUGUUGGUGAUUGGUGAAGACAACCCGCGGCAGUUCCUGCGCCAGGCUCGAACCCUGGGUGUUGAACAUAUGCUGAUCAUCGUCAAAGGCCGUGACGAUAUCCCCGCUGUAUUGCAGGGCGCCGAUCUGAUGGUCCAUCCUGCCUAUAUGGAAAGCGGCGGCAUGGUACUGGUGGAGGCGAUCAUAGCGGGCCUGCCGGUCAUUGCGUCAGGCGUGUGUGGUUUUGCCCAUUUUAUUACCGAAGCUCAAGCUGGCGUGGUGCUGGACGAACCUUUUGACCAGGCGCAGCUUAAUCAAACAGUCAUCGACGUAUUACAGAAUCCAACCCAGCGCGCAGACUGGUCAAACAACGGUGUACGCUUCGGCCAGGAAAAUGAACAGCUGUACAACAUGCCGGACCAUGCUAUGAAGGUCAUUGAGGCCAGCGUGGCGAAGGGACAGGAUCCUCUUGUUACGGCAUUUGCUUUGCAGGGCGAGGUCUUCCGGGAUGUGCCUGGACGUCGCACGCUGCGUGUCGUGCUGAACGACAGAGCCUACUUCGUUAAACUGCACUAUGGUGUUGGUUGGUCUGAGGUGAUCAAAAACUGGCUGCAGUUCAAGUGGCCGGUAAUUGGCGCAACCAAUGAAUUUGAUGUGUGUAAGGCUCUGCUGGAAGAACAGAUUCGCGCGCCCGCGCCGGCUGCGUUUGCGGUGUCUUCAGGUAGUAUUGCAUCACGGCGCUCUUUUGUGUUGUGUGACGAGCUGGCGGGUUUCACCAGCCUUGAAGACAUCACCGACACCUGGCCGGAUAAUCCGCCAAGCCCCAUUGAGCGCCAACGGUAUUUGUAUGCGGUUGCGCUAUUUGCACGGGGUUCGGUUUCACUUGCCGUGUUAGACCUGCAUCGCGCACGGCGUUUCAACAAAGUGCCUUUUCGGUGGUUGAAAAGAGACCUUGCAGCGUUGCUGUUUUCCAGCUUAGACCUGGGCUUCAGCGAGCGGGACUGGCUGCGUUUCAUUGCCCUGUACAGCGGUAAGCCUGCUUCCGUUGCGUUGCGCGAAGAUGCUGCCCUUUGGCGGGCGGUGCGCCGACGCGCGAACAAGCUGUACACCGAAGGGUUGCGUAAAGGCAUUGUGAAAGGUCGCGAGCUGGUUGCGCCAUUUGUCGUGGACGUCUGUCUUGAUCCCGAUGAAAACCUUGUCGACCAGACCACCACAGAAUUGAACUUUACCGACGUCGCUCGCGUGCUGCCUGGGCGCCGGGUCAGUGGUCUGGCAACCCAUGCCGGUGAGGUUGUGUUUGCCAAAGUGUUUUACGGCCCGAAUGCACGCCGCUACUGGCAGCGCGAACUCCUCGGUGCCCGCCGCCUGCAUGCUGCGGAGGUGAAUACACCCCAGGUGCUGGCAACAGGUGCCUGUGCUGAUGGUGAUGGAUUUGUUGUGCUGUUUGAGCCGCUGCACGAUCCGCACAAUUUAUCUGAUGGUGACCUGGAGGAUAUGCUGGCGGCGGUGCAGCUGCUGGCAGAUAUGCAUGACGCCAGUCUGGUUCAGACUGACGUGCACAUCUUUAAUUUUCUGCGCUAUGAAGGGCGAUACUUUGCUGUCGAUACCGACGGUAUUCGACGCGCACAUCUGCUGCGCCAGCACUUUGCCAACCUGGCGAUGUUGUUAGCACAACGGGCGCCUGUCGCAGAUGUUGAUAUUGAUGAGGUUUGGGCAGCCUAUAGCGCCGCGCGCGGUGCCUAUGUCAGUCGCAUGGGAUCAGCCGCACAGUUACGUAAGCUCACGGCCAAAGCACGGCAACAGAGGGUGCGCCGGUAUCUUAAAAAAACCCAGCGGCAAUGUUCAGAAUUUGUCCGGCAAUCAAAUUUCCGUUUUAACUUUCUGUGUGAUCGUGACCAAUUUGCGCGGCUGCAGCGCUUCAUGCUGUUUCCUGAAUCGUUUGUCGGUGAUGGCACGCCACUUAAAUUAGGUAACAGUUCCACAGUUGUGCGCAUGCAUAUCGACGGUGUGCCCUACAUUGUUAAGCGUUACAACAUCAAAGGCCUGAUGCAUCGAAUACGCCGCUGGUUUAAACGGCGCGCCCGGCAUGCCUGGUUAAACGGUCACCUGCUCGCCUUCCUCAAGAUUGCCACCGCAAAACCGGUUGCCCUGCUGGAGUUGCGCUGGGGCUGGUUUAAUAGCGUCUGCUAUCUUGUUAUGCCGGAUUGCGGCGAGCGUAACCUCGGCCAGACGCUGGCCAAUCGCCCGCAAGACUUUGCACAACUCGCUGCGCCAACUGUGGCAUUGCUGCAGGGGCUGAAAGCUGCGAAUCUGCAGCACGGUGACCUGAAAGCCACCAAUUUUGUGAUUGAUGAAUCCACCGUGCGCUUGAUCGACUAUGACGCUGUGCAAUCUGGUGACAAUGCACGUGACAUACGCCGCUUCCUGGCAAACUGGGAGGAUCAGCCUGCGCUGCGGGCGCAAUGGCAGCACGAUGCCUCCGCGGCGCUGGUGAUCGAUGGUGAGACGAUUGCUGCUGCUGAAGAAGAACGCUUCACCCGCGACAAACAUGCAAAAAAUCAGUGGCCGGAGCAGGCGGCACGCUAUUGUCUGGCGCAGGCUGGGGUGAGGGCAGAAGAUGUCGAUUGUGUGGCUUUUCCCUACGCCCCAAUAAGCCUGUUCAGAAAAGCCCGAUGGGUCUACGCGGCACGCUACUGGUAUGCGCCGGACCGAGCCCUGGAUGCACUGCUCAAUGGCAAUCGUCGAUUUCGUAGUCACCGGCGUGACAUUUUAUCUCUAGGUGAACGGCUCGGCAUUAACUGGGACAAGACACGGUUUGUGCCUGUGGAACAUCAUCUUUCCCACGCCUCGAGUGCGUAUCAUCUUUCAGGAUUGGAAGGUAAGACCGCAAUUCUGGGUGUGGAUGGCAAAGGUGAAUAUGCCACGACCUUUUUCGGUUAUGGUGAAAACGGUCAGAUACACACCUUAAAAGAAUUUUAUGAUCCGGAUUCACUGGGCGGCGUUUACGGUGCACUCACCGAAUACCUUGGCUUUGAAAUGCUGGAUGGCGAAUACAAAGUCAUGGGGAUGGCCCCUUAUGGUGAUCCCGACAAAUAUGAUUUAUCGCGUUUGAUACAGCCCAGCGGCGAUGGUUUCAGAGCCAACACCAGAUAUGUCAAUGUGGUUGGACUGCGGCGCCAUAAAGAUCAGGGCCAGGCUUUCUACUUCAGCGAUGCGCUUGUUGAUUGGCUGGGUCCGCGUCGUCGCAACGAUGAUGCAGAUGAACCUUACGUGCACUAUGCGGCAGCGAUGCAGCGGCUCUAUGAAGACUGGGUGAUCAGGUUAACUCAACGUUACCUGGGUGAUGUGUUGGACGAAACGCGACAGCUGGUGUUUGCUGGUGGCGGCGCACUCAAUGUGAAGCUCAAUCAGCGUCUGCUUGGUGAGGCGAACAUUGAUCACCUGUAUGUGCAGCCGGCGUCGGGCGAUUCAGGCACCGCCUUAGGGGCCGCUACUUUUGUAGCAAACCAGCAGGGUGAUCGAAUUGCGCCCCUUCAACACGUUUAUCUGGGUCCGUCUUUUGACGGGGACGCGUGCCUUGCUGCGUUACAGAAGCGUUCGGAAACCUGUCACUGGCAGCGUAUGGACAACCCGGUAAGCGCGGCGGCUGACAUCUUAACCGAUGGGCACCCGCUGGCCUGGUUUCAGGGUCGGAUGGAAUUUGGCCCCCGCGCCCUGGGUGGUCGCAGCAUUCUGGGGUGUCCCAGCACCCCUGGUAUCGCAGAUAAAAUAAAUGCGCAGAUCAAGUUCAGGGAGCGAUGGCGGCCGUUCUGCCCCAGCGUUUUACCUGAGGUGGCGGCGGAACUUAUUCAGCCGCCGCAUCCUGCGCCUUACAUGACUAUGACCUUUGAUGUUGCGCCGGCCUGGCGUGAGCGGAUCCCUGAAGUGGUUCACGAGGAUGGCACGGCGCGGGUGCAGGUUGUCGAUGAGCAGGCCCACCCUCGCUAUCAUCAGCUUUUGCAGAUGAUGCAGGAAAGUACCGGCAAUGGUGUGUUGCUCAAUACGUCCUUAAACCGGCGUGGUGAACCGAUGGUGUGUUCUCCGGAUGAUGCGCUGAAUAUGUUUUUUGGCUGUGAUCUGCAGUAUCUGCUGCUGGAAGAUUUCCUGGUCACCAAGGAUGCGCGGUGA